This is a messenger RNA of Arachis duranensis, 555 nucleotides long. RefSeq names its product protein FAR1-RELATED SEQUENCE 5-like. Lineage: Eukaryota; Viridiplantae; Streptophyta; Magnoliopsida; Fabales; Fabaceae. The coding region runs from base 1 to 555 and encodes 184 amino acids. The transcript is spliced from 2 exons. The record is from RefSeq and is a predicted model, not a curated record.
AUGAAGGAUGUUGGUCUUUGGAAAAUUUUCAAAGUUGUUUUGAAUCACUCACAUCCUUGUUGUCCAGGCCAGGCUGAGAUGCUCAAACAACACAGGGAGCUUAGCAUGUUCGUGCGUCGCACCAUCGAAACCCACGAGAAAGCCGAAAUCAGAACGAGCAAAACUUACCAAUCAUUUGUGGUAGCAGCUGGCAACCAUUGUGAACUAGGUUUUAUAGAAAAAGACGUCAGGAAUUAUAUCACAAGGGAAGUACAGAAUAUUUCCAAAGAAGACGAUGCCGAAGAAUUUGGGAACUACCUAAUAAGAAUGAAAGAGAAGAACCAAAAUUUCUUCUUUGAGCUCCAUCUUGAAGGCGAUCACUGCAUUAAACAUGCAUUUUGGGCCGAUGCAAGAAGCAUGGCUGCAUUUGAGUAUUUCGAAGACGUGGUUUCAUUUGACACCACCUAUAACACAAAUAGGUACAAUUUGGUUUUAGGUUAUUUUGUGGGCGUGAAUUACCACGGCCAGUCGACACUUCUCGGAUGCGCGCUGAUGAAAAAUGAGGACAUCCAAUAA